CGGCGCUGGUGUCUGAGGCGGCGGCUCCUCCGCCCCGCGCUGCCCCGGCCCCGCCGAGACCGAAAUGUGAAAUGAACAGCCAGGUACUGGCAGGUGUCCUUUAGAAGGUGAAGGAAGGGGAGCACAGGCUCUACAGGAGAGCUGUCCCUUUUUUCAAGCCAGAGAGCACAUCUGCCUUCCUGCUGGAGCAGCUGGUGUGAGAAGCUCUGACCAGAAGGAAUCCUCACUGGGAGCCCAGGCAGCACCAGACAGAAGCCGAAACUGCUGCGCUGCAGUAAGAAGGAUUCUCUCGUGCUGGGGCCUGGAGCCGAUGGCAAAGAAUGUCAACAACUAACAACAUAGCGCAGGCCCGGAAGCUGGUGGAGCAGCUCCGCAUCGAGGCCGGCAUCGAGAGGAUCAAGGUCUCGAAAGCAUCUUCUGAGCUCAUGAAUUACUGCGAGCAACAUGCCAGGAGUGACCCACUGCUGGUUGGAGUUCCUGCUUCUGAGAACCCCUUUAAGGACAAAAAGCCCUGCACCAUCCUAUAGCUCUCCUGCUCCAGCACGUGCCAUCUCUCAGGCAGGGCACCCUUCUCCAUCAGCUGAACCCAAGUGACAAACUUACAACUGCGCCGAGGGGUAAACACUAAAAUGGUGGAUUCAAAUAGAACUUAAAUCUCAAAAAGCAAACAAACAAAAACCAACCCAAAACUCAACAAAAAAACAAAACAAAACAAAAACAAAAUUGGAAGUGGUGUAGGGCAGGGUGUCUGCUCCUGGGCGGGUGCUGCACUGAGAGGGUCAAUAUUUUAAACCAGAAAAACAAAAAAAAAAGAAACAAACAACACAAACAGUGU
Molecule: messenger RNA, 835 nt
Organism: Apus apus (common swift)
Lineage: Eukaryota; Metazoa; Chordata; Aves; Apodiformes; Apodidae
Gene: GNG7
Product: G protein subunit gamma 7
Exons: 6
Coding region: 321-527 (68 amino acids)
Biological process (GO): G protein-coupled receptor signaling pathway
Cellular component (GO): heterotrimeric G-protein complex
Molecular function (GO): G-protein beta-subunit binding
Source: RefSeq, a predicted model, not a curated record